CAUCAUGUCAGUGAACCCUCCGAGCAGCAAUGACGCCUGCCUCAGCAUCGUGCACAGCCUCAUGUGCCACAGGCAGGGCGGGGAGAACGAGGGCUUCGCCAAGCGGGCCAUCGAGAGCCUGGUGAAGAAGCUGAAGGAGAAGAAGGACGAGCUGGACUCGCUCAUCACCGCCAUCACAACCAACGGCGUACAUCCCAGCAAGUGUGUGACCAUCCAGAGGACGCUGGAUGGACGGCUGCAGGUGGCGGGGAGGAAAGGUUUUCCUCACGUCAUUUAUGCACGGUUGUGGCGCUGGCCCGAUCUCCACAAAAAUGAACUCAAGCAUGUCAAGUUCUGCCAGUACGCCUUUGACCUGAAGUACGACAACGUCUGCGUCAACCCCUACCACUACGAGAGGGUGGUGUCGCCUGGCAUCGUUGGUCUCAGCCUUCAAAACACAGCAGCAGCCGGCGGCGGCCUGAUCAAAGAGGAGUACAUCCAUGACUGCAUACAGAUGGACCUCCCGCCUGGCAUGCCUCUGUCUGACCACCAAGCAGCCCUGAAGCUCCCUCCUGCAGACCUCUACGGGCAGCCACAGCUCUCCUCUGAGCCCCAUGGACCCCCACCCGUUACCAGAUACAACCUGCCUGUCUCACCCAAAGUGUCCGGCUCCGGCUCCAUGCUGCCUCUGCAGGGGGGCCACCCUGACGGACGGCUCCAAACGCCAUCUCCACAGGCUCAGGGCAUGACCCCGGCUCCACGACCUCUGACCCCGACCCAACCCACUCCUCAGCAACAGGCUGGCCAGCAACCCUCACAGCCCCCCCACCCACAGCAGCCCCCCCUACCUCCUUCUCACUCGCAUGGACAGAACGGGUACAGCAGCAAUAAACACUCUCAGAGCCAGGCGGCCUUCCACA
Molecule: messenger RNA, 899 nt
Organism: Notothenia coriiceps (black rockcod)
Lineage: Eukaryota; Metazoa; Chordata; Actinopteri; Perciformes; Nototheniidae
Product: mothers against decapentaplegic homolog 4-like
Exons: 5
Biological process (GO): BMP signaling pathway; SMAD protein signal transduction; anatomical structure morphogenesis
Cellular component (GO): heteromeric SMAD protein complex
Molecular function (GO): RNA polymerase II cis-regulatory region sequence-specific DNA binding; I-SMAD binding; DNA-binding transcription factor activity, RNA polymerase II-specific
Source: RefSeq, a predicted model, not a curated record